Cebus imitator (Panamanian white-faced capuchin) is the source of this 5529-nucleotide messenger RNA. It is a transcript of the gene NWD1, whose product is annotated as NACHT and WD repeat domain containing 1. The transcript has 19 exons. The record is from RefSeq and is a predicted model, not a curated record. NCBI's taxonomy places the organism in Eukaryota, Metazoa, Chordata, Mammalia, Primates, Cebidae. Gene Ontology annotation, molecular function: protein binding. Bases 248 to 4819 code for a protein of 1523 amino acids.
GGAGGCCGCUGUCCAAUACCCUUCAUGAGUGCUUGCAGACCCGGGAAAGCAGUGGAGAGGAGCUGGUUGAGCUCCCCAGAGGCGCUGGAGGUGGUGGGGGCUGUGGGUCACUAGGGGAGCCUCAGAAGGUGAAAUGGGAGCCCUGCUCCUGAUGGCCCUGCCUGGCUGGACUCCUAGGCUGCUGGUGUGAGGUCUCUGAACCCCAGACCCUUUCCAGGGGAAGGGUCAUUUCGGUGGGUGGGCAGCAAUGAGCGUGGGCCCCCUCAGCCCGAGUACCCGCCGGCGGCUUCUCCAGGGUGAAGCCAGCCCCCUCCCAGCACCUCUGCCCAGCAGUGUGGCCAUCUUCAUCAGCUCCACGGCCUCAGAUAUGGACGCAGAGAGGGAAGCCCUGCAGAGCACCGCCUACCUGGAAGUGCAGACCUUCUGCCAGAAGCAUGGCUUGAUGUUGGAGGUCGUUGAUCUGAGAUGGGGUAUUCGGGACACUGAAGCCACUGACCACUUGACCACAGAACUCUGCUUGGAGGAGGUCGACCGCUGUUGCAAAACAUCCAUAGGGCCAGCUUUUGUUGCCCUCAUCGGUGAUCAGUACGGCCCCUGUCUGGUUCCCUCGCAGAUUGACGAGAAGGAGUGGGAAGUAUUGAGGGCCCGGCUGACUGCCAGGCCGAGUGACCUGGAGCUGGUGGCAAGGCACUUCCGGAGGGACGAGAAUGCGGUUCCUCCUGCCUACGUCCUGCAGGCACCAGGUACUGGGGAGGCCUGCGAGCCAGAGGAGGCCACCCUAACCUCUGUCCUAUGCUCUGGAGCCCAGGAGGCCCGGAGGCUGGGCCUCAUCACCCAGCAGCAGUGGCAUCGCUACCACCGGUCAGCCAUUGAGUGGGAGAUAGAGCGGGGCCUGCUGAGCUCAGAGGACCGGGACCAGCGAGCCACUGUCUUCCUUCGAGAGAUCCAAGACCUCCACAAACACAUUCUGGAGGACUGCGCCCUCAGGAUGGUGGACCGGCUCGCGGAUGGCUGCCUGGACACGGAUGCCCAGAGCCUUCUCAGCAACCUCAAGGCUCACAUCACUGACGUGCACCCCGGGGUCCUCAAGGCGCACCGCCUGCCAUGGAGCCGGGAUCUGGUGAACCCCAAGAACCAGACUCACGCCCGCUACCUGAAGGAGCUGGGUGAACAGUUUGUGGCAAGGGCCGAUCACCAGAUCCUCGAACACCUCCGUGAGCUGGAUGUGGCCAGGCAGGAGAUGGCAUGGCUCUACCAAGAAAUCCGCCACCACCUUUGGCAGAGCUCGGAGGUCACCCAGACUUUCUGCGGACACCAGGAACUCCUAGCCCGGCUCGGACAGCAGCUCAGGCAGGAUGACAGCAAGCCACACACCCCCCUGGUGCUCUUUGGAGUCCCAGGCAUUGGAAAGACGGCCCUGAUGUGCAAGCUGGCCGAGCAGAUGCCAAGGCUGCUCAGGCACAAGACAGUGACUGUCCUACGGCUUCUGGGGACAUCGCAGAUGAGCUCAGAUGCCCGCAGCCUGCUGAAGAGCAUCUGCUUCCAGGUGUGCCUGGCCUAUGGGCUGCCCCUGCCCCCUGCCCAGGUCCUGGAUGCCCACACCAGAGUGGUCCAGUUUUUCCACGUCCUCCUCCACACCAUCUCUUGCAGAAACUUUGAGUCUCUCGUGCUCCUGCUGGAUGCUAUGGAUGACCUGGACUCUGUCCGCCAUGCUCGGAGGGUGCCCUGGCUGCCUCUCAACUGCCCCCCGAGGGUUCACCUCAUCCUUUCAGCUUGCUCAGGGGCAUGGGGGGUUUUAGAUACUUUACAGCGGGUGCUCCCCGACCCGGAGGCCUACUGGGAGGUGAAGCCCCUCUCCGGAAACCAAGGCCAGGAGAUGAUCCAACUCCUGCUGGCGGCAGCAAAGAGGACACUGAGCCCUGUGCACACAGAUUUGCUCUGGGCCAGCCUCCCGGAGUGUGGGAACCCGGGGCGGCUGAGGCUGGCCUUUGAGGAGGCCCGGAAAUGGGCCUCCUUUACUGUGCCUGCCCCUCUGGCCAGCACCGCAGAGGAAGCCACACACCAGCUCUGCGCCCGCCUGGAGCAGACGCACGGGCGGCUCCUUGUGGCCCACGUGCUGGGCUACAUCGUCUCCUCCCGGCACGGUCUCUCGGAGGCAGAGCUGAAGGAUGUCCUGUCCUUGGACGACGAGGUCCUGCAGGCUGUGUACCGGGACUGGACCCCGCCCAGCAAGGAACUGCUGCGAUUCCCACCCCUGCUGUGGGUGCGGCUUCGUCGGGAUCUGGGAUACUGCUUGGCUCGGCGGCCCGUGGAUGGCUCCACCCUCCUGGCCAUUGCCCACAGACAGCUGGUCCAGGUUGUCCGUGAGCGCUACCUGUCGGGGUCUGAGAGAACCGAGAGGCACGGAGUCCUGGCCGACUUCUUCUUAGGGACCUGGAGCCAGGGUACCAAGAAGCUCAUCACUCUGCCACUUGUGGGGAAACCCCUCAACUUGGACCGAAAGGUGGCCCCUCAGCCUCUGUGGUUCUCAGACACAGUUGCAAACCUGCGGAAGCUGAAGGAGUUGCCCUAUCACCUACUUCACUCGGGCCGCCUGGAGGAGCUGAAACAGGAGGUCCUGGGCAGCAUGAGCUGGAUUUCCUGCCGGGGAAUCUCUGGGAGCAUCGAAGACCUGCUGGACGACUUUGACCUCUGUGCCCCUCACCUGGACUCUCCUGAGGUCGGCCUGGUCCGUGAAGCCCUCCAGCUCUGCCGCCCGGCUGUGGAGCUCCGAGGCAUGGAGAGGAGCCUCCUGUACACAGAAAUGCUGGCCAGACUCCAUUUCUUCGCCACCUCACAUCCCGCACUGGUGGGACAGCUAUGCCAACAGGCCCAGAGCUGGUUCCGGCUGUGUCCACACCCUGUGCUGGUGCCCCUCGGAGGAUUCCUCCAGCCCCCGGGAGGACCCCUCCGGGCAACCCUCAGCGGUUGUCACAAAGGCAUCACUGCCAUAGCGUGGGGUGCGGAGGAGAAGCUGCUGGUGAUUGGCACCCAGGAUGGCAUCGUGGCUGUGUGGGACAUGGAAGAGCAGCAUGUGAUCCACAUGCUAACUGGACACACAGGAGAGGUGAGGUGCGUGAAAGUAUUUGCCAAAGGGACCCUUGCCAUCUCUGCUUCGAAGGAUUACACACUGCGCUUGUGGAACUUACUCUCUGGCCAGGAGAAAUUUACCAUUUGGGAUGGAAGCUCAAAAAAUCUCACGGGACCUCAGAUCUGGAGCCUUCAUGUGGAUGAAGCACACAAAGUUGUGUAUUCGGCAUCUGGCUCAAAGAUCAAUGCUUGGAAUCUGGAUACUGCAGAGCUGGUUUUCCGUAUCCUGGGAGAUGCCUCUGAUCCUUGGAUGUGCAUGGCCGUGCUGGACUCCCAGGCCACGCUGCUGACAGUGUCCAGGGAUGGUGUGGUCAGUCUGUGGAACUCAGCCACAGGAAAACUUCAGGGGAAGCAACACGUGUCCAGCAUCAAAGAAGAAACACCCGCCUGUGCUGUCUCAGUCCAGAAGCAAGGGAAGCUUGUGACCGGGUUUAGCAAUGGCUCCAUCUCUUUGGUUUCCUCCGAAGGGGACAGAUUGCUGGAGAAGCUUCCAGAUGCUGUGAGGUUCCUGGUGGUGUCUGAAGAUGAGUCUCUCCUCGCCGCAGGCUUCGGAAGGUUGGUGCGGAUCUUCUUGGCAGACUCUCGGGGCUUUCACCGAUUCAUGGCCGCGGAUCUGGAACACGAGGACACGGUGGAGACAGCUGUUUUUGGUACUGAGAACAACCUGAUCAUCACGGGGUCCCUUGAUGCUCUUGUUCAGGUGUGGAGUCUGUCAGAACAGGGGACCCUGCUGGACAUCCUGGAAGGCGUCGGGGCCCCUGUGAGCCUGCUGGCCUGCUGUGGGGCUUUGGUGGCAUCUGCUUCCUGGCAGUCCUCGUCUUUCAAGGUCUGGGAUCUCAGCAAUGCUCAUAGGCCCCGGGCCCCUGCGCCGUUUCUGGACCGCACCGGCCUCACCGCAGUGUCCCACAAUGGAAGCUACGUCUACUUCCCCAAAAUUGGGGACAAAACCAAAGUCACUAUUUGGGACUUGGCAGAAGGUGAGGAACAAUAUUCCCUGGACACCUCCAGUGAGGUCAGGUGUCUGGAGGUCGCUGAGCAGCACAAGCUCCUGUUCACUGGCCUCAUGUCGGGGGUUGUCCUUGUGUUCCCCCUGAAUUCCAGGCAGGACGUGAUAUGCAUUCCCCCUCCCGAGGCCCGGAAAGCAAUCAGCUGCAUGUCCCUGAGCAAGCAUGAGGACCGCCUGGCCAUUGCCUAUGACAACAUCGUCCUGGUGCUGCACAUCAGCCCCGGGGACCCCUGCCCGCUCAUCGAUGGCCCAAGGUAUACCUUUUAUACCCAGCCGCCCGAGACCAUCUCCAAUGUGGCCGUUCUGACGGACUACCGCGUGAUCUACAGCAUGACCAACGGGGACCUCUUUCUUUACGAGUGUGCAAAUUCCAAAGCGUUUCCCUUGGAGGCCCACAGGAGCCGAGUCACGUGUGUGGAGGUCAGCCACAAGGAGCAGCUGCUGGCCAGUGGGUCUGAGGAUGCCCUGCUGUGUCUCUGGGACCUACAGGCAUGCAAGCGGAAAUUCGAGAUGAGCUACACGAGUUCUUACUGCAGAGGGGUCCAAUGUGCUUGCUUCUCCAAGGAUGACAAGUACGUAUACGUGGGCUUAAAGGAUCGCUCCAUACUUGUCUGGAGUGUGCUGGAUGAGCAAAAACAGGCUCUGAGAGGCUGGCCGACUUGUCCAAGGUCACACAGUGAGUAACUAGUAGGCUGAGGUUUGAAGUUGAUCUGCCUGAUCUCAGUAUGCCUUUGUCACUUUCUUACACUUUCUCCUAUGGAAAAGGCGCUCAUUGUGUAUUACCUCUCUGAACCCUUAUGAUACUGGUAGGAGAUAAAUAUCAUUGCUAUCCUUGUUUGACAAUGAAGAAGCUGAGGCUCAGAGAGGUUAGGAGACUUGCCCCAGGUCACAAAAGAAGUAAGUGGCUGAAUGAAUGUCAGGUGGAGCCUAAUACAUUGUAGUCGAAUGUACUGUAAUUUGAUACACAGUAAACUAUAACACUAUAAUACAUUGUAGUAUAGCAUGCUGUAGCAAAGAUAUAUAUAACCGGUAUAAAGUACAGAUGGCUCAGAAGCUGAAGGUUGAGGAUUGUGGCCUUAAAAGCCCAUCCUAGGCCAGUUCACAAUCUCUAUUCCUUCUCCUUUGACAAUAAUAUUUACUGAGCUUACUCUGGGCCAAAAACCUGUAUUAAACACAUGACCUGCGUGAUGCCUUCCAAUCUCAAAAAUCCCUCUGGGCAGGGGUAGGAUCUGUUAUCAUUCCCAUUGUGCAGAUAAAGCAAGAGGGACCCUUUGGGAUGAUAAAUGUCAUGCCAAAGUUAAUAAGGGGCAUAACAGGAAUCUGAUCCCAUGCAGCCAACUCUAGAAUGUAUAGGAUUGGACCUCUACACCCCAUUUUUCUCAUUUGUGUCCUUC